Didymella exigua CBS 183.55 is the source of this 1668-nucleotide messenger RNA. RefSeq names its product uracil-5--methyltransferase. Gene Ontology annotation, biological process: tRNA processing. The coding region runs from base 1 to 1668 and encodes 555 amino acids. NCBI's taxonomy places the organism in Eukaryota, Fungi, Ascomycota, Dothideomycetes, Pleosporales, Didymellaceae. Gene Ontology annotation, molecular function: tRNA (uracil(54)-C5)-methyltransferase activity, S-adenosyl methionine-dependent. The transcript has a single exon. The record is from RefSeq and is a predicted model, not a curated record.
AUGGCCUCAGCAGCAGACAAUGUGGCGUCGAUUGAGAGCAAUGCCGCGAAGAGGCAGUUCGAGACCCCGUUGCGGACAGAGGAAGGGUCACGGGGAAGCUACAGGUUCAAAAACAAGAGGAUGAAGAACGGACAUGCCGUGAGCAGUCAGAUCCUGAAGACCAACGGAACCACAGAGGAAAUCCUGCUGGAAGACGUCACUGCUCUGAUCAAAAAGCUCAACGUAGAAAGAGAAGGAAGGGACGUCUCGACACAACUUCCAGAAAAGUUCAGCGAGAUCGACGUCACCAUCAGGGAGCUUUCAUCUACCGGAGACGGUCUUGGUUUCCAGGAGGGUUCGGACUCGGAUCAAGUCUAUGCCGUUCCAUUCACCGCGCCUGGCGACACGGUGACCGCCAAGAUCUUCAAGCAUUUCGAAAAGGAAAAGUACUCCAUGGCCGACUUCGUCAAAGUCAGCAAGCCCUCACCACACCGCGACCAGUCCCUUGUCAAAUGCCCCUACUUCUCGCAAUGCUCAGGAUGCCAGUUCCAGAUGCUGCCCUAUGACUACCAGCUCCAACACAAAAAGUCCAUCGUGGAGCGCGCCUACAAGAACUUCUCCAACCUGUCGCCCGAGCUCAUCCCUACCAUUGGUGAUACAAUCGGCUCGCCGCUGCAAUAUGGAUACCGCACCAAACUCACACCGCACUUCGACGGCCCUCCUGACUCCCGGCGAAGUGACGGCCGCAACGGCAUCAAACGCAGCUUCAAAGAAGUCCCAUCCAUCGGCUUUAUGAAGAAGGGAACGCGCAUCACCAUGGACAUUGAAGACUGCCCGAUCGGCACCGAAGCGGUCCGCGCAGGCAACAAGCGCGAGCGAAAGAAGGUCGUCGACACGCUCUCCUCAUACCACAAGGGCGCCACUAUCCUCCUGCGUGAGAACACCCAACGGAUACCGAAAGCAGAAUACAGCGUGGAGAAGGAGGAUCCUAACGCCGUCGACGAAGACCUCGGCGCACACGUCCAUCGCAAGACGUGCGUCACGGACCCCAACGCCCGCACCACAGAGUACAUUGAUGACUUCCGCUUCAUCAACCCGGCCGGCAGCUUUUUCCAGAACAACAACUCCAUCCUCCCGCCCUUCACAAACUACAUCCGCGAGCACAUCCUGCCCAACGAGCCCGGGCACAACAUCAAGUACCUCAUCGACGCCUACUCGGGCUCCGGGCUUUUCACAAUCACCCUGUCCAGCCUGUUCGAGAGCAGUCUAGGCAUCGACGUGAGCUCGAGCUCGAUCAAGAGCGCAACCGAGAACGCGGCCAUCAACGGGCUGACGCCCGACCGCGCGCGCUUCAUCGCCGCCGACGCCGCACAGCUGUUCGCCUCCAUCACCACGCCCGCCGACCAGACUGUCGUCAUGCUCGAUCCCCCGCGCAAGGGCUGCGACGAGAGCUUCCUGCGCCAACUGCUGCAGUACGGCCCCGCCCGCGUCGUCUACGUGAGCUGCAACGUGCACACCCAGGCCCGCGACGUCGGCGUCCUUGUCGCCGGCAUGGCCGGCGUUGACGCCGGCUGCGGCCCUGGCGAGGGGUGCUAUGAGAUGGAAUCGUUGCGCGGGUUCGACUUCUUCCCGCAGACCGGGCAUGUCGAGGGUGUUGCUGUGUUGAGGAGGAAGAUGGGGAGAGCUUAG